AUGUACCAACUCCGGUCCGACUACGACCGGGCAUUCGUGUUCAGCCAGUACUCGACGACGCCGCGGGGCAGUGGAGGCCCGCCGCGUCAUGAUGGCGGUACGCCCAAGUCGUCUCCUUCAGCCCCGGCAAACCGCGUUGUCGACGGCCAGCCGUGCGAACUUGCGGUGGAAAUCCUUGCGGACAGCGUCCUCGAAGGCGACGAACGCCUGUCGUCCAUGGCGCGCAUGAGCUACACGCAGUCAUUUGUAGGAUAUGACGAGUCAACGAAUGGUCGUGACCUUCUGGAUUGCACACCACUGCAAGCAUCCGCUCCAGACACGUCACCCCCGUCAGCACCUGUGCCAUCAUCCACGCAAUUGGAAUCCCCUCCAUUUCCCACGGCAGGUGGACUUAGCCGUACCUCUAGUGGCAGCCAACUGAAAGGCAACUCGCUCAUGGCGACGCCACGGCAAGUAGACGCGAAUCGCGCGCGUAGCAUGAGCAGCUCCAACAUCCUUCAGCGCGGGUCGUCGUCGAAACCCAAGGUUGUCGGGCUCAAGGGUCUGUACGAGCCUGCGCUGACUUUGCACUGGGAAGGGUAUCUCAUGAAGCGCAGUGACUGGCUCAAGCACUGGGAAACUUACUACUUUGUCUUGCACGGACGCGUUUUGUGCUGCUACUUGAGCGAAGACGACGCGCGGCUCCAUCCCGAGAACUCGCGUAUCAAGGACGGUCGGUUCACGUUCAGCGACAAGGUGGUUCUUGACAAGGUUAUCGACAUUCGCACUCACUACGACUACGAGUACUCGUCGUCGGCCUCGUAUUCGUCUGCAUCGUACCAGCAUACGUCGUCGACAACCCCGUCCAUGUCGACGAAUGCAUCGGUGGCCGCCGCGGCGCUCUCGAACGCGUCGUCGCCGCCGGCGACGCCGUCCAAGAAGCACGUGCCUUUUCGCUUUGUUUUUGAAACGCAAAACUCGAAAAAGCUGCACUUUCGCGCCAAGUCGGAAGCUUCCAAACAACUUUGGAUGCACAUGGCAACCCACGGAAUUGCCGACACGGAUCUCGACAAUGGUGGGCUCCGCCGCCGCGGAUCCUUCCGCAGCGUUGGCUUGAGCGAUUUCUACGCUGCGUACGAGUACAUGAUCGCGUCGCUGAGUGACAUGGAGGACAAGCACAAGCUCGCGGCACACAAGAAGCACCGCGUGAACCAAGAAGUCGUGCCGAACGCGCCAUUGUCGUCGUCGUCGAUCCGACCAAAGACCGACCACAUUUUGGGUCGGUUGUUUUCAAUUUUGCAACCCGACAUCGUGCUCCGGUCCAACUACCUCCCGAUGGUCCCGUUUGCAGGGACGUACCGAGAGUACAUGGGCAUUCUAGACUACUUUACAAACGUUGCGCGCGCCGUCAAGUUUAAGAGCUUCCAGGUCGACGGGAUGAGCUGCGAAGGCCAGAGCGGCAAGCGCAUCGUGGUCGUGUCGGGCAAAGAAACCAUGCAAGUGCGCACGUCCAAUGCGACCUUCAUGCAGCACUGGGUGCACAAAUUGCACUUUAAAGAAGACGGCCGCAUCUCGAGGUGGGAAAUAUUUGGCGACGUGGUCGCGUCGUCGGUAGUGUUCAAGCCGCAGGGGUUCAGCAUGAGUCUGACGCUGCCGUCGCACUCGGAGCGCGUCCGCGAAUCGUUUGUCGGCGGGUACAUCGUCGCGAUCAAGUUUAAGCACCUCACGGGCAUCCGCACGGACCCAAACGAAAAGUACUUUGUCCGGUGCGCAUUUGAAAACAACACGAGCCGUGACAGCGACCAGCGGCAACCAACGCAAGCCCAGAGCAAAGUGAUCACGGCCACGUCCGCCACGGACGGCGACGUUUGUCACUUUGACAUCAAGCAGGAUUUGUUUCUCCAAAUGGACAGCCUCUCCCGUGACGACAAUACGCUCUUGGGGGUGCAAUUUUGCCAACUGUCCACCCACGACGUGUUGGGUCGGACCACCGUCAACUUGGCUUACUUUUUCAACCGUGCCGGCAUGGAAUCGAGCUGGCAAACGUAUACAUUAUCAAACGCAAACGAAAGCUUUUACGGGAAAAUGAUGCUCUCUGUGCAUAUCUCGCCUCUUGGCGAAGGUGCCUCGAGUCUAUCGGUCCCGAGCACUCCAGGCGUCAAGCCCCGGUAUCCUUGGCUCUCGUCGACGACGCGCGCAAGCCACAACCUGACCAACCGCCACCUCUUUAGCUCGUUUGUCGGUGAAGAUGUCGAUCAGAGCUUUGUCGACCGACCGUCGACUGGGCAAGGCGCGGCGCUGUCCAACUCGACGGACAAGUCGUCGCUGCACCAGUUUAUCAUUGGCGACUCGACGUUUUCCAUUUCGGACCGGUAUCGGAUGGUCAAAGUCGUGGGAAAAGGCACGUAUGGCGUCGUGAUUGCUGCCAGCGACUGCAUCAACGGAGGAACGUAUGCGAUCAAGAAAAUUGCCCAGUUUAUGCGCCACCCCAAGGUCGCGAUGUUGGCCUUUCGAGAGAUUCAGCUCAUGAACAAACUCGGCGCGCAUCCGUGCAUCAUGGGAGUGCACGAGCUGCAGCGUCCACUCUCGUUUGAAGCAUUCGACGACUUGUACAUUGUGCAGUCGCUGAUGGAGACCGACCUGUGCCGCGUCAUCCACUCGAAGGAACACCUGAGCGACGAACACAUCCAGCACUUUAUGUACCAAAUCCUGUGCGGCAUCCAGUACAUCCAUAGCGCCAACGUCCUCCACCGCGACCUGAAGCCGUCCAACAUCCUCGUCAAUUCGGACUGUUCGAUCAAGAUUUGCGACUUUGGCUUGGCUCGUUUUGCGACCGACCAGGAUUUGGCCGAGGGGCUGUCCGAGUACGUUGUGACGCGCUGGUACCGCGCGCCCGAACUCCUUCUCGCGAAUGCAUACGAAAUGUCGAUUGAUGUGUGGUCCGUGGGAUGUAUUUUCGGCGAGCUCCUCGGUCGCCGCGUGAUGUUUCCCGGGAAAAGCUACGUCGACCAGCUCAAGGUCAUCAUUGAAGUCGUCGGCACGCCGUCCACGUUUUCGUUUUGCGACAACCCGACCGCCCGCCGGUUUGCCGGUCGGCAACUGCUCACGCGCAGCCCCGUCAUCGCCAAAGUUGCCUGGCCGGAAGUAUUUCCCCAUGCCAACCCAGAGGCGCUGAAUUUGCUCGACAAACUGCUCCAGUUUGACCCGAACGAACGCAUCACGGCCUCGGACGCCCUCAAACACCCCUACUUUGACUCGUGUCGAAAUGACGAGCUCGACAGCAUGCUGUUCACUCCAAACGACGCGGAUGGCCCACCCGCCAGCACGUUGGAUUACAAAAAGGUCGAGCCAGCCCAACUCAAGCAGCUCUUGUUUGACGAAGUCAUGCGAGAACGUUAA
This is a messenger RNA of Aphanomyces invadans, 3378 nucleotides long. RefSeq names its product CMGC/MAPK protein kinase. Gene Ontology annotation, molecular function: MAP kinase activity; ATP binding. Lineage: Eukaryota; Oomycota; Saprolegniomycetes; Saprolegniales; Verrucalvaceae. The record is from RefSeq and is a predicted model, not a curated record. Bases 1 to 3378 code for a protein of 1125 amino acids. Gene Ontology annotation, cellular component: cytoplasm; nucleus. Gene Ontology annotation, biological process: protein phosphorylation; intracellular signal transduction. The transcript is spliced from 12 exons.